AUGAACACCAUUCCCUUAUAUAUGGCAGAAAAGGCUGUGAAAACAGCCAAUGCUUUCUCACCUUUUGCUUUCCCGAGCAAGGCUAAUGGCAGCGUCGCACCUCUCACCACUACCCCACAGAUUUUCUACCUGCGGCGGGAUACCGCCAAUCCGCGCACUCAAAUAAACGUGUUCUCCCCUGAUGGUACCAAACCAUAUGUGUACGAACGCCAACACCGUCUUUCAAGUCAUUGGCGUAUGUCUCGUGCUGAUACAAGCGAGCCCAUUUCGGUGAUCACCCUGGCCCUCACCGGCAGCACGUUUGAAUUCUACGCCAAACCGGGACUCAAGAUGCGUAAAGUCGCUACAAAGCUCCCAUUGUUGCCAAUUGGCUGUCGAUUCUAUCUCAAUGACGGCGCCAUGUACCAAUGGGAUGCCAAUACUCGAUACCUUGAAAGGGUAAUUAACCCUGGUGGUGGGGUCGAAGAGAAGCGACAACGGCUGGGCCAUGCAUCGUUGCUGAGACGCUUCUCGUUUGAUUGGGAAAUUCAAAUCGACCCCCGAGUAGAUCCUGAGGUCGCACUGACUACUGUUUUGAUCCCGUUGCUCACCGAAUGGCCUAAUAGUAUCCUGGAUCACACAGCUGGUGUCCGGGCAGUGCUUCCUCCGUCUAACACUAACUUGAAUAGAGAGUUCGUUGACGGGAUCGACCCCUCUCUCCUAGUCUACUCAGAACCCAAAAGCGACCUUCCAAAAGACUUUUUCAACCCUCCAGGAUUCAUGCACGACCCGUGGAUCGAGGGUUAA
Molecule: messenger RNA, 786 nt
Organism: Wickerhamiella sorbophila
Lineage: Eukaryota; Fungi; Ascomycota; Dipodascomycetes; Dipodascales; Trichomonascaceae
Exons: 1
Coding region: 1-786 (261 amino acids)
Source: RefSeq, a predicted model, not a curated record